Lasiodiplodia theobromae is the source of this 1425-nucleotide messenger RNA. RefSeq lists its product as uncharacterized. The transcript has a single exon. NCBI's taxonomy places the organism in Eukaryota, Fungi, Ascomycota, Dothideomycetes, Botryosphaeriales, Botryosphaeriaceae. Bases 1 to 1425 code for a protein of 474 amino acids. The record is from RefSeq and is a predicted model, not a curated record.
AUGUCAUCCACCUCCACCGUUCGCUACCUGCCCCGAGAGGCUGCAGCGUUCACAUUCAUGGGUGGCGGAACCAUGGCUUCAGAGGGCUGGCCGCUAUUCGCUCCGCUCUAUAUGACUGCUUUACAAACAUCGGGAACCCAGCCUGAUUCCCCAACUGACCUGUUUGGGAACGUCAAAAUUCCAGUCUUUGACACUCUCAAUACUGAGGAUUCAACUUCGACUGACGGUUGGAUCAGCAUCGACUCGUCCAGUGAUAUCUCUUACACCAGUCUGCUGGGAAUCCCUGUCGCCGGUAUCCCUCCGACCGGAAACUCCACCUUUGAUGUCACUUCUCGCUACUUCGCCAUCGAUUGUUUCAACGUCUCCUACGUGGCAAACUACACGGAUUACAAUCAGGAUACUGGUACUAUGAGUAAAUCUGCCAACUCUACUUGGGAUAGUAAAUCCAGCUUCAAGCUAUUCCCAAGUGCUCCUUCCGCAAACUUCUCUUCAGCUGCAGUCCAAUACUUCGGGCUAGUUUCAAUGGUCAACUUCGUGCAACAAAACACGUCAGUCAGUGUCGCGAACUGCUCGCUGAGCACUCGAGAUGUUGACUCGUCUAUCAGCUGUGAAGAUGGCGCCUGUCAUGUCACUGCGAUGAGAAGAUCAACCACGCCAGUCGUCGGCGAGACGCCAUACGGGCUUGCUGGCCAAGGAUCUGUCACGCUGAUCAAUAUGCAAGACCAGUUGCCAUAUGCCACCAUUGGUGUGAAAUCUCACGGGGCAAUGGGUAGUCUGGUUUCAAGCACCAUGACCGAGCAAUGGCUUGUUGAUGCAAACACCGAUUUCACCAAUUUCAUCAGUUUCGUAAAUGUUUCUUCUGUGGACAACCGGGUCCUGAGCAGCCGCCUGCAGAUACUCUAUAACACCUUCUGGCAGACAACCUACAGUACGCAGUAUCUCACCGGUAAUCUCUCCCUCGGCAACGAUUACUACGACAAUGCACCAGUGGAGAGAUACACGACGACUAGUGAGGAUGAUCCAACUCUGAAGAGUGUCACCAUUUCCUUCAAUACGAGCCAGGUCAACAUCUCACGAUACGAUGGAGAAGUCUACGAGUUCCAUUGGACUUACGGUGUGCUUUUGUUCGUCACUUCGGCAGUCUUGCUUGCGGCCGGAUUAGCGUCUCUCAUCCUCAAAAAUCUCAUACUUGCGCCAGACAUCCUAGGCUACGCAUCUACCAACACCCGCGAUAAUGCGUUCGUAGUGCUGGACUCUGGCCUUCAUCAACCGUCUUAUACGGAUGGACUCGAUCGUGCAAGAAGGCUCCAGGAUUUGUGGGUUAUAAUCGCAGAUGUGAAGCCAGAGUCGAAUGUCGGACAGAUUGCUUUCACUGUAGUCGGCGAGGAUUCUAAACGGUUGAAACGAGGGAGGCGCUACGUGUAA